Molecule: messenger RNA, 1351 nt
Organism: Schistosoma curassoni
Lineage: Eukaryota; Metazoa; Platyhelminthes; Trematoda; Strigeidida; Schistosomatidae
Source: the annotation of a GenBank genome assembly
AUGUCACCAUUGAAAUGGAAUUACAAUCUGGCUGCACAAGCACAAACAUUGGCGAUCAAAUGCACCUUGCAACACGACAAACGUCAUUUGGAUGAAUUCUCUUGGGUUGGACAAAAUAUUGCUCUCUGUCCAACCAUUAAGUCUGGUAAUUGGAAUAAUGAGAAACCAUAUGAAGUGAAAUCACGUGAAUUGUGCCCGAAAAUGCAGAAUAUUCGUAAAGACAGUUUUCAAAAGGCGCGUGAUAAUACACUGCGUGCACCAUUAUCAAUAGUGAAUGUCAACCACAAGUUGUCAACGACCGGUUCAAGUGGAAGUAGGGUUCACGACCAACGCAUACAAGGUCAGCCUACCUCUAUAAAUACUUUUGAAUAUCGUCAUCGUAAUACACAGCAUUCUAUAAAUUGUCUGUUAUCCAUACUUCUCAGAGAUAAAAUGAAUAUCUUAUUAUUAUUAUUAUUAAUUUAUAUAAAAGUAAACAUUGUCUUCUCACAACCAAAUGAUCCACAACUUCAAAAACUUCUACAAUAUCAUAAUGAUCUUAGACGUAAUUUAACAGAAUGUAAAUUUGAAGGACAACCUCCAGCGAAAUAUUUACCAGAUCUUAAAUGGGAUGAUGAACUAGCUUCAAAAGCUAAAGAUUUAGCAAAUGAAUGUUAUUUUCAUCAUAAUGAUGUGGAUUUACCGCAUAAAUGGGAAUAUGUUGGUCAAAAUAUAGCAGGAUAUCAAACAAUUGAACAAGCAUUCGAUGCAUGGAAAGAUGAAUAUAAACAGUAUAGUUAUUAUUCAAUGAGUUGUUAUGGUGUUUGUGGACAUUAUACUCAAUUAGUAUGGCAAAAUACUACUCAUGUUGGUUGUGGUAUUACAAAUUGUACUGGAAAUUAUGGAUUUCCAUAUGGAUUAUCAGUUGUCUGUAAUUAUGGCCCAGGAGGAAACUAUGAAGGUCGUUUUCCUUACGAAGCAAAAUCACAAGAUCAAUGUUAUGCUGUAACUACUAGACGUCCAGUUACUACUAAACGUCCUAGAACUACUAGACGUCCAAUUACUACUAAACGUCCUAAAACUACUAAACGUCCUGAAACUACUAGACGUCCAAUUACUACUAAACAUCCUGAAACCAUACCAACUCGUAAACCAGACAUAUCAAAACAAAUACCAAAACCAAACUGGCCUACACUUAUCAGUUCAUGGAGUGGAUUUGCCAAUUCAAAUAUGCUACAAGGAAUAAUAACAAAAACAUGUAUUUGUAUUCAGUGAAAACUAAAAAUUACCCAAAACAUUUAAUAUGUCACUGUUCUGUGUAUUAACCAUAUUGUAUGUUUUAAAUGAAAAUCUAAACAUUAUUGAAAGAGAG